Molecule: messenger RNA, 1164 nt
Organism: Penicillium pulvis
Lineage: Eukaryota; Fungi; Ascomycota; Eurotiomycetes; Eurotiales; Aspergillaceae
Exons: 1
Coding region: 1-1164 (387 amino acids)
Cellular component (GO): mitochondrion
Molecular function (GO): Y-form DNA binding; DNA endonuclease activity; crossed form four-way junction DNA binding
Source: RefSeq, a predicted model, not a curated record
AUGCGCCUCUCAGCCACACUCUUCGCGGCAUCCCGGUCCCGGUCUGCAGCCACAGCUUUGAAGAAGCCUCUGGGACCAGCAUCGGCAUCGGUAUCUGAGUUCAUGCCUUGGUUGCCAUCGCUGAAAUCAGUACAAUUACAGCGCAUUGCUCGCGCGACGGGAAUCCAGUCCUCUGGGACGAAGGGGGUCUUGGUUGAACGGAUUCGAUGUGAAUUGUGGAAUAAUGUUCAAGCUGUGCAUGAAUCUAAACAGCGCGAUGAAUCACAUUCGCGCGAGUGGCGAGUUUUGAGUAUCGAUAUGGGAAUCCGAAAUCUUGCUUUCGCGUUUAUGGUCGUUCCAUGUCCUCUUUCGAUCAGUACUAGCUCCAUCUCUGGAGAAGAACAGAUCGAACGAUCAAAACAAGCUAUACCAGAGCUACAAGCUUGGAAACGCCUAUCUGUUCUAGACGGAUUGUCAGACCUCACAAACCCAUCCGCAACCUCAAUAUCAGAUUUCGAAUCUAUUUUAAAUCCCAUCACAAAAGAAAAAGAAUCAUACUCCCCAAAUACCUACGCCUCAACAGCCUACAACCUCUUAACAACCCUCCUAUCAACCUACAACCCAACUCACAUUCUGAUCGAACGCCAACGCUUCCGCUCUGCUGGAAGCAGCGCAGUUCAAGAAUGGACUUUACGAGUUGGUGUUUUCGAGGGCAUGCUUUAUGCUAUCUUACAUACUUUACGUCAGGAACGGGGAUUGAAUGGGAUUCUUGUUGAGGGUGUUGAGCCGAAGAGGGUCGUGGGCUUUUGGGAUGAGAUUGGAGCUGGUGGUACUAAAAUCAGCACCGACAGUGGAAGUGAAGUGUCAGAUGCUGGGAAAAGGCUUACAGCAAGGGAAGUUAAAAAAGCUAAGAUUGGGAUUGUGGGUGGUUGGGUUGAGGGUUCGUUGUCGGGGCCUAAUGAAGGCUUCACUGGGAAGGUUGUUGUUGGGCAGAAUGAUACUGUGAAAGAAAUCGCGGGUGCUUAUGUGCGGAAGUGGAGAGGAGAGCGGGCGAAGAAGAAUGGGAAUGGGGAUGUUGGGAAGUUGGAUGAUUUGGCCGAUUGUUUGUUGCAGGGUGUCACUUGGUUGGAGUGGCAGGUUAUGAGGGAAAGGAUUGUUAGAGAGGGGAUUAAGGCUUUGGAGUAG